Setaria italica (foxtail millet) is the source of this 2164-nucleotide messenger RNA. Its product is annotated as U-box domain-containing protein 15. The transcript is spliced from 4 exons. Gene Ontology annotation, biological process: protein ubiquitination. NCBI's taxonomy places the organism in Eukaryota, Viridiplantae, Streptophyta, Magnoliopsida, Poales, Poaceae. Bases 87 to 2036 code for a protein of 649 amino acids. Gene Ontology annotation, molecular function: protein binding; ubiquitin-protein transferase activity. Gene Ontology annotation, cellular component: nucleus; cytoplasm. The record is from RefSeq and is a predicted model, not a curated record.
CCUUGCUCUUCUCGAUCUCCACCUCAUCUGCUCCUCCCGUCCGCUUGCCAUUCCCCGGGGGAUUCAGUGCAUUCACCGACCGAUCGAUGCUGCCGUGGUCCAUCUUUCCACGGGCGACGUCCGGGUCCGACGCGGAGCCGGAACCGGAGGCGGAGGCGGAGGCAGAGACAUCGGAGCCGUCGGGGAGGCAGGUGUCGGACGAGGCCCUGGUGGAGGAGCUCCUCACCGCCGUCGCCUCUGCGCGGUCGUUCCAGGAGUUCCGGCGGUCGCAGAGCAAGGAGUGCUUGAGCCUCCUCCGCUGGCUCCAGCUCGUGCUCCCGCUCAUCCAGGAGAUCCGCGAGACCGCGCCGUCCCUCACCGAUGACGCCUACCGCCGCCUCGCCCUCCUCGGCCGCGCAUUCCACGCCGCCCGCCGCCUCCUCCGAUGCUGCCACGACGGCAGCAAGAUCUUCCUGGCUCUGGAGAGCGAGGCUGUGCUCGGGCGGUUCCGGGCCGUGUAUGAGAAGAUGAACCUUGCAUUGGAUGGGAUGCCUUACUCUGAGAUUGGCAUCUCUGAUGAAGUCAAGGAGCAGGUUGAGCUCAUCAGCGCACAACUGAAGAGAUCCAAGAAGAGAACAGAUACUCAAGACAUGGAGCUGUCUAUGGAUUUUAUGAUGAUACUCCAGAACGAGGAUGGCAAUGCGGAUAGAGCUAUAUUAGAAAGGCUAGCCAAGAAACUCGAGCUGCAAAGCCUGGCAGAUUUGAGAGCAGAGACGAUGGCCAUUAAAAAGCUCAUCAACGAGAGGAAUGGACAGCAACCGGAGAGCACCAAGCACAUAAUAGAACUCCUCAAAAAGUUCAAGGAGAUUGCAGGCAUCGACGAAAAGAACAUCCUCGGUGACGUCUCAAUACCAAAAUAUCUGGAGAAGUGCCCGUCUCUAAUGAUCCCAAAUGACUUCCUUUGUCCAAUAUCAUUGGAGAUCAUGACUGACCCGGUCAUCAUCGCGAGUGGACGGACUUAUGAGAGGAGGAGUAUCCAGAAGUGGUUAGAUGCUGGCCAGCGGACCUGCCCAAAGACUCAGCAACCAUUAGCUCAUCUAUCACUGGCACCGAAUUUUGCGCUAAAAAACUUGAUUCUGCAGUGGUGUGAAAAGAAUAAAGUUGAGAUUCAAAUGGGAGAACCCGAGCCUGCAGCUGAACAGGAAGAGCGCAAAGAAGACAUUCCAUCGCUGGUGAAAGAUCUAUCCUCAGUUCAUCUUGAUGUGCAGCGGAAGGCUGCCAAGAAGAUUAGGAUACUUUCCAAAGAGAACCCGGAGAAUAGAGCACUGAUCCUUGAGAAUGGCGGGCUCCCAGCUCUUAUUAGCUUGGUGUCAUAUCCGGAUAAGAAAAUCCAGGAGAACACUGUGACUGCAUUGUUGAACUUGUCGAUCGAUGAGACCAACAAGGUCCUGAUAGCUAAAGGAGGAGCGAUACCUUUGAUCAUCGAAGUCCUUAAAAAUGGUAGUGUUGAAGGUCAGGAGAACUCAGCAGCAGCAUUGUUCAGUUUGUCUAUGAUAGAUGAGAACAAGGCAGCUAUAGGGAUUUUGGGCGGUAUAGCUCCUUUGGUGCACCUCUUAAGGGAUGGGACAAUAAGAGGCAAGAAGGAUGCUUCAACGGCAAUAUUUAAUCUCAUAUUGAACCAUCCGAACAAAUUCAGAGCUAUUGAAGCAGGAAUUGUGACGGUUUUGCUGAAAAUACUUCGUGACAAGAAACUCGGCAUGAUUGAUGAAGCACUGUCCAUUUUUCUCCUCCUGGCAUCGCAUCCUGGUUGUCGCAGCGAAGUGGGGUCAACGUCCUUUGUCGAGAUACUUGUUGAGAUCAUAAAGGAAGGGACUCCCAAGAACAAGGAGUGUGCACUUUCUGUUCUACUCGAGCUAGGUCUGAAUAAUAACUCCCUUAUGGUGCACGCGCUCGGAUUCGGUCUGGAUGAGCAUCUAUCUGAUAUUGCAAAGACAGGUACAAGUAGAGCGCAGAGGAAAGCGAACUCUUUGAUUCAGCUAUCUCGCAAGUGCUCGUAAAGGGUAAGUGAAAAGGCAGCAUUCUGAUGAGUUAGGCACAAACAUGCGUGUAAAUCAGGUAAAUUUUGAGUUACUCAUAAAAAAAGAUGGCAAAAGAAAACGAGCAUCGGUACAGUGCUUCAUCCACC